AAAAAUUAAAUUUAAUAAAUUAAUGGCAACUUUAUUUAAUUCAGUACAAUUCUCUUCAUUUAUCUCAUUUACAUUUUUAAUUAUUUUAAGCAGCGUUUCUGCUUAUUAUCCAGUUUACAAUUUUGACGAAAACAAAAACGAGGCUGUAGAUACAAUAUUAACACGUCCCCAAAAUCUCUACCGACGUUUUGCUCCAAUGGCAAGAGGGGCAUUUGUUAGCCCCCUUUUUGGUUAUCGUUUUCUUUCUUUGGAUCCGCCAUCUAAUACUUUACAAGAAGAGCCUGAAAUUAAUGAAAAUACCGAGAAAGGAUCGCCAACUAAACGAAAUUUUUAUACGCAUAUUUGGCGUGAUAUUGUACAAAGAAUGCCUGCUUAUCGAGAAAAUGAUGGCCGUAGACUUUUUCAAUCUGUUGAGGUGAUUUUUGAUUUAAUACAAAUUUUAAUAAAUAUGUAA
Messenger RNA from Meloidogyne enterolobii, 454 nucleotides. NCBI's taxonomy places the organism in Eukaryota, Metazoa, Nematoda, Chromadorea, Rhabditida, Meloidogynidae. The record is from the annotation of a GenBank genome assembly.